Oryzias latipes (Japanese medaka) is the source of this 1867-nucleotide messenger RNA. The record is from RefSeq and is a predicted model, not a curated record. NCBI's taxonomy places the organism in Eukaryota, Metazoa, Chordata, Actinopteri, Beloniformes, Adrianichthyidae.
UGGUUUCACACAUUAGGAUGGAAAUACGGGGACAUUUUGGUGUUGUAAAUGGAAAUCUGUCCGCUGUUUUGAACAGUGUUUAGAUAUUGUCGGGAACGGAAAUAGCUUCAGGGCAGAUUUUGUUCGUCGACGCUCUGUAACAUGUCGUCAGGAGUAGCUGGAAAUACGGGCGCUGAAUUCAAAGCUGACUCCGUCUCGGGUUAAGGUAGUUUUCCUCCCGGGUUUGGAGGACUGCAAGCGUGUUAUGUAAAAAAUAUCUUCCUCAUGCUGGUUAGCCAUGGACGGGUGGAGCGCCAUCGUCGCUUCUGAUAGUAGCGGGUCUGGCUCCGAGGUUGCCCGUGGAGCUGUGGGUGAGAUACGUGUGGAGCAGGGACUAGUGCAGCCGGGGGAGGCGGAGAGGACGGAGGACGUGGGGAGCCCCGCUGUGGGGUUUGGGAUCAGUGACAUAGGGGAGGGGAAAGUGGUUCUGGGUCGAGUCGGACCCAGAGACGACAAAGAGCUCAGGUACCUGCACAUGUUAUGGGACCCGGGGCGGCGCGAGGCCGACGCGGCGGGAGUGACGAGCAGGCUGGGGAAGGUAACCGCGAGCAGGGCCAGGAGACAGCACCGAGCCGCGCGGACACUGGGACCCAUUGGGAAGGAUAUUUACGCUGCAAAAAGACUGAGGGAUGCAGCCAACAGCAAUGACAUGGACACAGUGCGAAAGCUCCUGGAGGAGGAUGUAGACCCCUGUGCUGCAGACGACAAGGGAAGAACCGCUCUUCAUUUCUCCUCCUGCAACGGCAACAACAGCAUUGUGCAACUUUUGCUGAGCUUUGGUGCCGACCCCAACCAGCGAGACAGUCUGGGGAACACCCCUCUUCAUCUGGCGGCCUGUACCAACCAUGUGCCUGUAAUUACCACAUUGCUGAGGGGAGGGGCUAGAGUGGACGCCCUCGACCGAGCGGGCAGGACCCCGCUGCAUCUAGCUCGUUCUAAGCUGAACAUUUUGCAGGAGGGAGCUUCACGCAGCCUAGAAACCCUGAGGGGGGAAGUCACCCAGAUCAUCCAGAUGCUUCGAGAGUACCUGAACCUGAUGGGGCAGAGUGAAGCUCGAGAGAGGCUGGAGCAUAUUUCAACACAGCUGCAGCACACACGCACCAAAGAGCAGGUGGAUGAAGUAACUGAUUUGCUGGCUAGCUUUACAUCCCUCAGUCUCCAAAAACAGAAUUUCGGUGACAGGUAGAGGAGGAUGGCCUUCUCAGGUCCUUAAAAAAAUUGUCUUCAGGCAAGAAUUGAAGUUUAAUGCUAAAAGGAUCGGUCUCAAACACAAACCUCAAGCCCUGCUGUGUUCUACACCUCUAAUGAAGUUAAGCCACCAUUUAUAGAAAUCUGCUGUGCUUGGUACCACAUUUGCUUUUUUUGUUAAAAUAUUUGGCUUCAAAUCUAAAGGUAUUAGGAAAAAGUGCUUUGUUUGUUGACUUUUGUUUUGAAUGCAGAUGUUCUGUUAAAGAGCAACAAUGGAAGUGGAGCUCACAGAACAUUAAUACGCCCUUACAUGUUUGCAUGAGAAUAGUAUUGAAUGUUUUCUCAUAAAUCCUGUUUUUUCUUGCCUUUAAUUGUAAAGUUCUGGAUUAAUUUGGGAAAUAAUUAUUGAAAAGUUUUCUAAGGAUUUUUAAGUUUUGAUAUAUUAUAAAAUGUCUUUUUUGUUUUCUUUUUAAUGUGCUUGUUUGUAUGUGGAUUCUGUUGUAAAGUAAUAUGAAUUUUGCUGUUAUUUGAAAUUAUUGUGAACGAAUAAAUAGCUUUAGUUCUAUUAGUGCCAAAUUAUCGUUGAUGCUGCUUGUGUUGGUCCGUGUAUGUCAAAUAAAUGUAUUUUUAAAAAAGUCAA